Linum trigynum is the source of this 1095-nucleotide messenger RNA. The record is from the annotation of a GenBank genome assembly. NCBI's taxonomy places the organism in Eukaryota, Viridiplantae, Streptophyta, Magnoliopsida, Malpighiales, Linaceae.
AUGGGAAGCAAGCUCAAAACGACACCAUCAUCAGUUUCUUCUCAUAGGAGUUCCAGUAACAAAGUUGCUAAACAACCUGUAAUCACGCCGGUAGUAGCUGAUUUGUUUGGGUCUAAUUUGAGGGACCUUGAGAUGGAGAGAAGGGAUCCGAGGACUGUUGUUGCAGUUUUUUUUUUUAUUAGUGAGGAGGAGCUGGUACUCGCCUCUUCCCUCUCACUAAACGCCGUGCCAAACCUGCUGUCCCGAUCGGAGGUGCAUAUCGGCUGUAUCAACAGCGGGAUCAACAAGGUCUACAUUCUCACUCAGUACAACUCAGCUUUGCUAAACAGGCAUCUUGGACGAGCUUACAACUUUGGUAGUGGAACCAACUUUGGAGAUGGCUACGUCGAGGCUCUGGCUGCAACUCAAACACCAGGGGAGACAGGAAAGAAGUGGUUUCAAGGCACUGCAGAUGCUGUUCGGCAGUUCCAUUGGUUGUUCGAGGACGCACGGAGUAAGGAGAUUGAGGAUGUGCUCAUACUGUCAGUGUUAGGAGAUCAUCUGUGUCGUAUGGACUACAUGGACUUUGUUCAGGCCUACCUGUUCAAUGAUUACUGGGAAGACAUUGGAACUGUUAGAUCAUUCUUCGAGGCAAAUCUCGCUCUUACAGAGCAUCCACCAAGGUUUAGUUUCUAUGAUGCUGCCAAACCCAUUUACACAUCAAGGAGAAACCUGCCACCGAGCAAGAUCGACAGCAGCAAGAUCGUCGAUUCAAUCAUCUCCCAUGGAAGCUUCUUGACAGACUGCCACAUUGAACACAGUGUUGUCGGCAUCCGAUCUCGAAUCAAUGCUAAUGUCCAUCUAAAGGUUGUGUCUUUCAAAUUUUGUGAAGUAGCUUCACUAGUAGCAGAAGGAAGAGUCCCUGUUGGGAUAGGAGAAAACACAAAAAUCAGAGAAUGCAUUAUUAACAAAAAUGCCCGGAUCGGGAAGAAUGUUACCAUUGCUAACUCGGAGGGAAUACAAGAGGCUGACAGAGCUUCUGAAGGCUUCUACAUUCGAUCUGGGGUUACAGUUAUAUUUAAAAACGCAGUCAUAGAAGAUGGAUUUGUAAUAUAA